This is a messenger RNA of Epinephelus lanceolatus (giant grouper), 2442 nucleotides long. Its product is annotated as complement C1q-like protein 2. Gene Ontology annotation, molecular function: protein binding. The record is from RefSeq and is a predicted model, not a curated record. Lineage: Eukaryota; Metazoa; Chordata; Actinopteri; Perciformes; Serranidae.
UUAGAGGAGCUGAACCCGAGAGAUGCGCACUUAAUUAACUUCAUCUCUUUCCUUUUUGCCGUCCUCAAAGCCCCUCUGUCCUCCGUCACAAUUCCCCUCCAGAGCGGCUCCGCGGGUUUUCUGUCAUCCGUUCGUCCCCGAAGCGCGCGGAGGAAGUGGCCGGUGGUCUUCCUGGUGAGCGCCGUCGCGAUGGUCCUGCUGGCUCUGGCCGUCGCCGUCCCGUUGCUGCUGCUCCGCACCUCUGAGACCUCCGCUCAUUACUAUGAGAUGAUGGGCACCUGUCGGAUGGUGUGCGACCCGUACACCCCGAAACCGGGAAGCGCCACCGCCAUGGAGGUGAUCCAGAAUGUGAAUGGGGUAGCUCCGCAUCCGCCGAUGGCGCAGGGGAGCCGCGGGGAGCCAGGGCGACCGGGUAAACCGGGAUCAAGGGGCCCACCGGGAGAACCAGGACCCCCAGGUCCGAGGGGACCACCGGGAGAGCGCGGCGACAGUAGACUCGCCUUCCCGGCAAUAACCGGACUUGGUGGGGGUGAGAACGCUGAACCGGACGGUGUGAACUCCACGGGCAACAGUUACAGGAUCGCUUUUUACGUGGGUCUGAAGAACCCGCAUGAGGGAUAUGAGGUGUUAAAGUUUGACGACGUGAUUACAAACUUGGGGAACCACUACGACGCGAGCACCGGGAAGUUCACCUGCCAUGUGUCCGGGAUCUAUUUCUUCACCUACCAUGUGUUGAUGCGGGGAGGAGACGGCACCAGCAUGUGGGCCGACCUGUGCAAAAACGGACAGGUACGAGCCAGUGCCAUAGCUCAAGACGCAGACCAGAACUACGACUACGCCAGCAACAGCGCCGUGCUGCACUUAGACUCUGGAGACGAGAUCUAUGUCAAACUGGACGGCGGCAAAGCUCACGGAGGCAACAACAACAAGUACAGCACCUUCUCCGGCUUCAUCUUAUACCCCGAUUAAACCACACGGCAGCAGCUCCAUGGACAGUGAUCACAGCUGAAAACUGUUUCCAUUAAAGUGUACGGUCCAAUAUGUUUCUCCUCUUUUGAAGAUAGGUGCCACAACACACAGGCUUAUCUGUAUGUUCUAUUCGUUUAGUGAGGGACCCUUUGUGUGUUUGGUUUCACUUAAGUUCAGAUGCUCUACUGUCAUCAGAGUAUCUUACAACUGCAGACCUACAAUAACACCCCAUGUAUGCUCUGAGCUGAGAAAGUCGUGCUUCCUAAGUUUACUAAAUUGCUUUGGGGAAAUGAGCUCCAGUAAAGGUCUUACUGGCUGCUCACUGUGUGUGUGUUAACAGUAUCUAAUAUUUCAGACUGACAUGAUGAAAGAAAUCCAUUAAAAUCGAGAGAUAAACUUAAAGUCAGAGCAGCUGUUUUCAGAGUACACCUUGGCCAGCAGUGUUUGGACCUAAGGCCCGGUCACACCAGUUCAUUUCAAUGGAAUCACCAUGAUGAGUUGAUUCUCUUGUGGGGAAAAUACAAAUAUUUUAAAGAUAUUUUAACCUUUGUGAACUAUGACUCAGUGGAAAUCUCAGAGUUCACGAGUUGUGACGUGUUUGCUGACAUUUUCAGAAAUAGCAGAGGUCAUGAAAGUCCAUUUUUCAGUGGAUGGUUAGAUAAUAUAUUGUAACGUUAGUCAUAUAUUGUUUUUCUUUGUAAUUUUAUAUGUCUGAGGAAAAUGUUGGCAUUCUCAGCGGCCGCAUCUUUUUCCUAUUUCAUUAUGUCUCGGCAUUUCCUGCUUGAUGUUACUUGCUUGCUAGUUUGCUAAACCUCGGUGGCUUCUAGAUGCCAUUGCCUUCCCAUGUUGUAACCAUGAGCUCACAAGUUCUAUUUGAAGGCAGCAAGAGAGCUAAAGAGUCCAACAUGGAGGACGCUACGGUAGCUUAGCUGUGUUGCACCGUCCACCUAUACUAUGCUCUAUGGACCCACCCAAUCAGAAGACAGUCAAACUCUUUUGGCUUUAUGUGCAACUGAGCAACUUUCAUCGGAGUGAACAGGGCAUCUCCAGUUCUAUUUAUACAUCCACGAGUUGUGCAGAUCAAACACUCUCUGGUGUGACCAGGCCUUUAUUUGGUAACUAAACUACCGACAUUCUGAGCCACAUGAUUUUAAAAAAGCCCGAUCUCCAGUUAUAUUUCUUUCUUUUCUUUUUUGCUCCAAAGCAGAACGAGCAACAACUCAAACAGACAUACUGUAGCCAAUGUCUUUCUCCCCAUGAUUCACCUGCCACACACCUGAACUGGAUAAGCCAGGCCUGUUUCAGAUGAUAUGAUCAGUUGGUGCGAUGACGUCAGUGGAACACAUUAGAUAAGAUGCAAACAAUCUAGGCCAUCUUGAUUGCUAUAGCUAUAGCAAAACCGUGGUGCUUUGAGUCGUGUUCAGUGUUUCACUCAAUAACCCAAUAGCCGCACAUGAGAGACACAAACGGAAG